UCUCCUUUCUCCUUCUUUCUCAUUCUUUCCUGUCUCUCUGCAAUUUGAGAGUUAUAGGAGACAGAGUGAGGUAGUGAGAGACGUUGAGUGUGAGAGAAAUUAAGUGAGAAAUAUGAGAAACAGAGAGUGACAUUUAAGAGAAACAGAAACAGGGAAGACCCGAAUGAUCCAUGGAGAUCCGGCGAGUGACAGAACCAAUCCUCCACGACCGGCAACUGAAGGCUGAAGUCCAGUGAAACCCGAUGAACCCAGCUUGUUUCAGGUGAAGGCCGUAUGGCACGAACCGUAACUCUGUGAGCCUAGUCAGCGCAGACCCGCAACCCGCAAACCACGAACCCGUAAGUCCCACAAACCGUUAGCCCAGAACCUCGGCCCAACCCAGACUCGAAUCCAACCAUCCCAACAACCCGUAGCCGAUCCUCUGCCGUAACCAAACCCAAACCCCAGCAGACUCGAACAACCUUGCCAACAGAACCACCGUGACCCCGAUUCAGCAAACCCGAGUAAUCCAGAAUCCGGCAAACCAUAAGCCGUUUUCCGGCAGCAACCGUGACCCAGCCGAACUCGUGCACCAUUUAGCCCAGAAAACCGAUCCAUAGUUCCGGCCGAUCGUGGAAGAUCAGUGAUCGGAGACUUUAGCAAGCCCGAUUUCGACGACCCCAGCCAGACCCGACACUGCUCGUAGUUGCUCUGACAAAAAAUAGAACCACUGUGAUUCAAACCGUGCGACCUGGGUGUGUAUAUGCGACCCAGCUCAAAACCGAGCCAAACCCAGCAAAAUUAGGCCGGGAAUUUAUCCGGCCCACCCUUGAACCAAAGCCCAAAACCCGUAGUCCAACCCGGUAGGCCAUCAACCUAUGAAGACCAUGACACUGUGGACCUGAUUUCAGCCCAUUUAUUUGAACCACAGCCCAAAACCAAUCUGGCAGACCGUGUGUACAGCCCAGAUUCAUUGAGCCCAACCACUUGAAGCAAAACCCAAAGCCCGAAGCCCAAACCCGGAUCCAACCCUUUUGGUUGUGCAACCCGGACAACCCAUGACCCGAAGACCCGACCCGGAUCCAAACCCAUGACCCGGAACCCGACCGCCGGUGACCCAUCUCCGGCGACUUUUCCGGCGACUUUCCGGUGAAUUUUUCCGGCGAAUUCCCGUGACCGAACGCAUCGUUUUCACUAGAUUUUUUUAGUGAAAUUCUUAUUUAAUAAAUCAAGGAAAUAUACAAAGAGGAUUAAGCUCGAUCCCGAUAUUAGGGAAAUCCAAGGAUUGGUACCAAGCCUACAUGUGUGUAGGUGUGUCCUCAUGCUGAACAUUGAACAUGUGUGCGGCACUUAUAUGCCAAUUUCAAAGACGAUGGUCAUAGGGGGGUGUUAUUGAAGGACCUGCUGUGGAGAGCUGCUUCAUCUUACACACAGACUGGAUUUUAUGCUGCAAUGGAGGAGCUCAAGGGACUAAACCUUAAAGCACAUGAGUACCUAGAAAAAGUUGACCCUAGAACCUGGUGUAGAGGAUGGUUCAACGCAAGCACAAAGUGUGACCUUCUGCACAACAACUUAGCUGAGUGCUUAAAUAGCUGGAUCCUUAAGUUUCGGGAUAAGACCAUCUUGACAAUGUUGGAAGGAAUCAGGGGCAACUUAAUGAGAAGGUACCAAAGGAAGAGAGAUGCUAUAAGGGCCAUGGAGGGGAAUGUGGGGCCAAAAAUUAAAGAGAAGUUGGAGAUAGAGGAAGAUGAGGCCAGCCAUUGUACACCAAGUUUUGCUGGUGAUAGUUUAUUUGAGGUUGAUUGCAAGGGCAGGAAGUAUGUGGUCAAUUUGUGCCAGAGAACAUGUGGGUGUAGAAAAUGGGAUGUCUCUGGCAUCCCAUGUUGUCAUGCCAUCUCGGCAAUAUGGCAUGGUGGAGGCAACCCAGAUGAUUAUUUGAGUCAUUACUUUGGAAAGGAGAUGUACUUAAAGGCAUAUGCACCCAUCAUUUACCCUGUACCAAGUGAGGAGCAAUGGGUUAGGACAAAUCAACCGAAGAUUGAACCACCUAAGUCAAGAGCAACUAUAGGUAGACCUAAGAAAGUUAGAAAUAAAGGUGCUGAUGAGACAUCAAAUCCAUACUCAGUUAGAAAGGGUGGCAAGAAGAACCAAUGUGGGAUGUGCAAGAAAUAUGGUCACAAUACAAGAACAUGCACUGUUAGGAUGAGGCAUGUUGAAAGACAACAACGUAGGAGAACUUCCUACAGAGAACAUGCUGCAGAUACUGACUGCAAUCUUGACAGGUUGGGUGAAUCCUCCAGUGCACCAUCUAUGGGCCAUUCUAGUGCACCAACAUCUAGUGCCCCAUCUAUUGUACCAACAAGGGGUCGGGGUCGAAAAAGGGUAAGAGCAAGAGGAGAGGGUACAAGCAGUACAUCUACUGCACCAAGUAGGGGUGAGAAGAGCACUAGAGGAACGGGUGCAAGCACUACAUCUAUUGCACCAAGUAGGGGUGAGAAGAGCACUAGAGGAACGGGUGCAAGCACUACAUCUACUGCACCAAGUUGGGGUGAGAAGAGCACUAGAGGAACGGGUGCAAGCACAAGAUAUACUAGGAAGAAGGCCAGUACCAGUUUGGCAACUAGAAGCAGAGUUGGUGGAAGAUUGAGAGCACAUCCUACACAAACUAACCCAAACACUCGAGGAAAGGUGAUGCUUGACCUCACUGGGAACCCUUCUGGACCACCCAAGGUUCUAGGAGGUGGACCUGCAUGCUCAUGGGGUCCUCCCAAGGUUGUAGGUGGCAUAACUUUCAGACUAACUCCCCCUGACUUUGACAUAAACAAGACAAAAGUAACAAGUUCUGACAUUCCUCCACCUGUAGGCAAAAAGGAUAAAGGAAAGAAGAAGAUUUGGCAAGUUUGAUGUGUAUUUUUGGAUAUGUGUUGUACAUUUUGGAAGGGCAUGGACAACAUGGUUAUGAUGUAUAUUUUCAGUUUGUGUUGUGUAUUUUGGAAGGGCAUGGACAGUUUUCAGGAUGUAUUAACUUAACUCAUGAUAUUUAACAACAUGGUUAUGACUUGUAACUUAUGUUAUUUAACUUAUGGUACUAUUUUU
Alnus glutinosa is the source of this 3075-nucleotide messenger RNA. RefSeq lists its product as uncharacterized. Gene Ontology annotation, molecular function: zinc ion binding. Bases 1432 to 2883 code for a protein of 483 amino acids. The record is from RefSeq and is a predicted model, not a curated record. NCBI's taxonomy places the organism in Eukaryota, Viridiplantae, Streptophyta, Magnoliopsida, Fagales, Betulaceae. The transcript is spliced from 3 exons.